AUGGCGUUUCCAAAGAGAGCAGCAGUGUGGACACUAGUAGCAGUAUUGCUGUCUUUGAUCAGCUCCAGGGAUGUUUUGGCAUCGCACAGCUAUGAAAGAACUUGCCCAAAUGCGGAGUGGAUCAUCCGAGACACGAUCAACGAGCAUGCUAGCCGGGACCCAACAAUCCCCGCGGGACUGAUUCGCUUGCACUUCCACGACUGCUUCGUCAACGGUUGCGAUGGCUCCAUCCUUCUUGAUUCCACUCCAACAGACGGUACCAAUGUCGAGAGAUUCGCUCCUCCAAACCGGGACUCCGUCCGAGGAUUUGAAAUUAUCGAGGAUGCGAAAAGAAGGCUGGAACAGGCUUGUCCUGGUAUAGUUUCUUGUGCCGACACUGUGGCCAUCGCCGCAAGAGAUUCAACUGUCAGGAUGGGAGGCCAGCACUACAAAGUAGCCACUGGACGCUAUGAUGGACGGGUGUCGAGCUUGCAACUCGCCACAAAGUUUCUACCAUCGCCAUCCAUGGACGCCUCGACUCUCAUAAAAAAUUUCAAGAACCAAGGCUUGUCCGUUGAAGACCUUGUCGUUCUGUCAGGUGAGAUCAUUCGACUUUGCUAG
Selaginella moellendorffii is the source of this 600-nucleotide messenger RNA. Its product is annotated as peroxidase 39. The transcript has 3 exons. The coding region runs from base 1 to 600 and encodes 199 amino acids. Gene Ontology annotation, cellular component: plasmodesma; plant-type cell wall. NCBI's taxonomy places the organism in Eukaryota, Viridiplantae, Streptophyta, Lycopodiopsida, Selaginellales, Selaginellaceae. Gene Ontology annotation, molecular function: peroxidase activity; heme binding. The record is from RefSeq and is a predicted model, not a curated record. Gene Ontology annotation, biological process: response to oxidative stress.